AUUUUUAUCACUUCACAAUUUCUUAACUCUUUUAAAAACAAAAAACUGCCAAAAAUGCUUUCUUACAAAUUGACUCUUUUUGUGAUUUUCUUUCUAUUCGUUUCUGUUGCCAUUGCUGAUUUGACAGCAGAUAAUGAAGGCUUAAUAAAGCAAAUGGACAGGAGUGUUCGUUCAAAACGUUAUGGCUACUAUUAUGAAUGUUGUUGCUGCUAUGGUGGAUAUGGCUGGGGAGGAUAUGGAUAUUGGUGA
Molecule: messenger RNA, 249 nt
Organism: Meloidogyne enterolobii
Lineage: Eukaryota; Metazoa; Nematoda; Chromadorea; Rhabditida; Meloidogynidae
Source: the annotation of a GenBank genome assembly